UGGGCAAGGGGCUGGAAUCAGGUGUUGAAGAAUAAGAAGCCGCGUGUUAACGAGGCCUCCAAAACCUGGCAGCUUCUCUUUUAAUAAAUUCAUAUUUUACCAUUUCUAACUUCUACAUAUCCUAGACCUAAAUCUUCUCUACAUUGAAGUUAUAUGAACACUUGAGUAUAAUACAUUUAUUAGUUGCAUUCACAUCCAGCACAAGAUUACCCCUCAAUUACUUCUAGAAUCAUCAUGGCUGCAAAUCUUACUGUUCUAGUAAAGAACAUCAACGCUGAGGCGGAAGAUAAAGAGGUCAAAGACUUUUUCAGCUUCUGUGGCAAGAUUACUGAAAUCAAGAUCACGCCAGGCGAGGGCAACACCAAGGAUGCUAGCGUCACAUUCGAGAAAGAGACUGCCGCCAAGACCGCGCAGCUCCUGAAUAACACGCAGCUCAAAGGAUCGCAGAUUUCGGUAAUUCCCGCCGAUGGCAAGUCUGACGACGGUACUCCUCACACUACCAACGCCGAUCGCGACACGGACGAGAUCACCCAAGAAGAGAAGCCUAGAAGCCGUAUCCUAGCAGAGUACCUUGCUCACGGAUACGUUGUUGGCGACGCUGCUCUCCAGCGUGCGAUCGAGCUUGAUCACAGGCACGGCGUCACCAACCGCUUCAUGAACACUUUGAUGAACCUCGACCAGAAGUACCACGCUACCGAACGAGCUAAGGCGACCGACCAGUCGUACGGCAUCACCAACCGAGCCAACACCCUCUUCAGCGGUAUUAGUUCAUACUUCGAGAAGGCGACGAGCUCCCCCACGGGCAAGAAGCUAGUCAAGUUCUACACCGACGGCCAGCGCCAAGUCCAAGAUAUCCAUGCUGAGGCGCGCCGUCUGGCUGAUCUGAAGAAAGAGGAACAUGGCGGCAGCGCAUACAAAGCCUCUGGCCUGGAAAGAGUCUUCGGCAAGGAGACUGGCGGUGCUACCUCUUCGGUUCCCGCACCUGGCCCCCAAGCCGGCACAGCGCAAUCUGCCCCACUAGCCCCUACUGAGGCUAUUCCCGCUAAAGCACCCGGAACUGAGAAAUCAUAGGGAAUGAAAGGAAUAAUAGUGCUGUUACGACUUCAUGACUCGGGAGUGGAUUCUGUGUAGCUUUAUAUUAUUAAGCUAAUGCAAUGCGAUUGUGUCUCUGAUAAUAAUUGCAGCUUUUUGAAAUGAAAUAUUCGUGAUGAAUCUCCCCGCUGCGAGGGCUGAUUGUCAACUAAUUUUUAGGCGUCUAUGCCGUACCUAUGUUUAGUGAAGUGGCAAGCCUUAAAAUGGCGCUAAGUAUGUCCACGUCGGC
Messenger RNA from Annulohypoxylon maeteangense, 1321 nucleotides. RefSeq lists its product as uncharacterized. The transcript has 3 exons. Bases 235 to 1071 code for a protein of 278 amino acids. Gene Ontology annotation, molecular function: RNA binding. The record is from RefSeq and is a predicted model, not a curated record. NCBI's taxonomy places the organism in Eukaryota, Fungi, Ascomycota, Sordariomycetes, Xylariales, Hypoxylaceae.